Dendroctonus ponderosae (mountain pine beetle) is the source of this 1400-nucleotide messenger RNA. RefSeq names its product 26S proteasome non-ATPase regulatory subunit 4 (gene Rpn10). Gene Ontology annotation, biological process: proteasome-mediated ubiquitin-dependent protein catabolic process. NCBI's taxonomy places the organism in Eukaryota, Metazoa, Arthropoda, Insecta, Coleoptera, Curculionidae. The transcript is spliced from 8 exons. The record is from RefSeq and is a predicted model, not a curated record. Gene Ontology annotation, molecular function: polyubiquitin modification-dependent protein binding. Gene Ontology annotation, cellular component: proteasome regulatory particle, base subcomplex; nucleus; cytosol. Bases 111 to 1253 code for a protein of 380 amino acids.
ACCAUAGACUUGUCACCCACUGACAAUCCUGUCAUCAUUACAAGCAACUCUUGUUCCAAACAAGCAGAAAGUUUUUAAUUUUGCCUCAAAAUUGUGGAAAAUCCGCUAGAAUGGUGCUGGAAAGUACAAUGAUUUGUGUCGAUAACAGCGACUAUAUGCGAAAUGGGGAUUUUCUGCCGACGAGACUGCAGGCCCAGCAGGACGCAGUCAAUUUAGUGUGCCAUUCGAAGACCCGGUCCAAUCCCGAGAACAACGUGGGGCUGCUCACGCUUGCCAAUGUGGAAGUUUUGGCAACCCUCACCAGCGAUGUGGGGCGCAUUCUAUCUAAGCUGCACCAGGUUCAACCGGAUGGCGAUAUCAAUCUGCACACAGGAAUCCGCAUUGCUCAUUUGGCUCUAAAACAUCGGCAAGGAAAAAACCACAAGAUGAGAAUAGUGGUCUUUGUGGGCAGCCCGGUGAUCAGCGACGAGAAGGAGCUAGUCAAGUUGGCGAAAAAGCUAAAAAAAGAAAAAGUCAAUGUGGAUAUCAUCAGCUUUGGCGAGGAUUCCGAAAAUUCCGGCGUCUUGACGUCGUUCGUUAGCACUCUAAAUGGCAAAGAUGGGAGCAGCAGCCACUUGGUCACGGUGCCCCCUGGCCCCCAUUUAUCUGACGCCCUGAUUUCUUCCCCGAUAAUUCAGGGGGAGGAUGGAACUGGGGCCGCAGGCCUAAGCGGGUCUGGUUUCGAGUUCGGUGUUGAUCCCAAUGAGGAUCCAGAAUUGGCUUUGGCCCUUCGGGUCUCGAUGGAGGAACAGCGUCAACGCCAAGAAGAGGAAGCUAGAAGGACGCGCGGGACCACUGGCGACGAGCAGGAGGAGAAAACGGAAACCAAAGAAGAGCCUACUGAAGAGGCGCUAUUGGAAAGGGCGCUGGCCAUGUCGAUGGAAGAGGGCGCUACAGCUGCUCCAGCGACCGCCCCAGUAUCCAGAAUCCCUGUGGAUUUUGCCAAUAUGACCGAAGACGAGCAGAUCGCCUUUGCCAUGCAAAUGUCCAUGCAGGAUAAUUCUGAAGCGGGCGCCGCCAAGCAGGAACCAAUGGAAGUGGAAGCAGUUGACGACGAAGACUAUUCGGCUGUUAUGAACGACCCAACUUUCCUCCAAAGCGUGCUUGAGAGUCUGCCUGGCGUCGAUCCUCAAUCGGAGGCAGUGCGGCAGGCGGUGGGCAGUUUGAAGGAUAAGAAGAAGGAGGAGAAACCUGAUGAAAAGCCGAAGAAAUAGGCCUGUUUGUUUUUUCAAAUUUACUCCAUUAGCUUAGAUUUACUCGUUUGUAAUCCGCAGAAGUUUUUUAAAAUUCGCAAACCAAUACGUUGUCCUUAUGAUAAAGUACUUCAAUAAAUUGAUAAAAACUUGUAAAAUAUUAUAAAA